GCGACUGUGUGCGCAGGCGCUGGAGCAAGGACUGCGGAACCACGCUCUCCCCGGGCGUCCCCGGCUGGGCCAUCGCAGUGUAACUAUUCUAGCUAAAGCGUAUGCCUGGAGGAGAUGAGAAGGUUUUUGUUACUCUAUGCUACACAGCAAGGACAGGCAAAAGCCAUAGCAGAAGAAAUAUAUGAAAAGGCAGCUGCCCAUGGAUUUUCUGCAGAUCUUCACUGCAUCAGUGAAUCAGAUAAAUAUGAUCUAAAAACUGAAACAGCACCUCUUGUGGUGGUGGUUUCUACCACGGGCACUGGAGACCCACCUGACACAGCGCACAAGUUCGUGAAGAAAAUACAGGACAAGACGCUGCCAGGUGAUUUCUUUGCUCACCUGCGAUAUGGGUUAUUAGGUAUUUUAGAACUUGUCGUUGAGCCGUGGAUUGACGGGCUCUGGGCUGCCCUCACAAAGCAUUUUGUGUCAAGUAAAGGAAUAGAAGAGAUGAGUGUGACUCUCACAACAGCAUCGACUGCCUCCCAGAAGACGGACCCUGUGAAACCAGAAUUAAUACACAUCGAAUCACAAGUUGAACUUCUCAGAUUAGAUGACUCGGGAAGAAAGGAUUCUGAGGUUUUGGAACAAAAUGCAGUGAACAGAGAUCAAUCAAGUGCUUUGAUAGCAGAGCUUGAGUCCUCACUUACCCGUUCAAAACCCCCACUUUCCCAGGCCUCUCUGAAUAUUCCUGCUUUACCACCGGAAUAUUUACAGGUGCAUUUGCUUGAGUCUCCUGGCCAGGAGGAAAGCCAAGAAUCUGUGACUUCAGUGGAUCCAGUUUUUCAAGUUCCAGUUUCAAAGGCAGUUCAGCUGACUACAAAUGAUGCCAUAAAAACCACUCUUCUAGUAGAAUUGGACAUUUCAAAAACAGAUUUUUCCUACCAGCCUGGGGAUGCCUUCAACUUGAUCUGUCCCAACAGUGACUCUGAGGUACAAAGCCUACUCCAAAGAUUGCAGCUCACAGACCAAAGGGAACACCUUGUCCUCUUGAAAAUUAAGGCUGACACCAAGAAGAAAGGAGCAGCCUUGCCCCAGCAUAUACCCGAGAGAUGCUCUCUCCAGUUCAUUCUUACCUGGUGCCUCGAAAUACGAGCAGUCCCUAAAAAGGCAUUUCUGCGAGCCCUUGUGGACUGGACCAGUGAUGGUGCGGAAAAGCGAAGGCUGCAGGAGCUGUGCAGCCGACAGGGAGCGGCCGAUUAUAACCGUUUUGUGAGGGAUGCCUGUGCCAGCUUGUUAGACCUCCUGCUCGCCUUCCCGUCCUGCCAGCCUCCGCUCAGCCUCCUACUCGAACACCUUCCUAAGCUCCAACCCAGACCAUAUUCGUGUGCAAGCUCAAGUCUGUCUCACCCAGGGAAGCUUCACUUUGUUUUCAACAUCGUGGAGUUUCUGUCCAGCACCACACCCGUGGUUCUGCGGCGAGGCGUGUGCACAGGCUGGCUGGCCACGUUGGUUGAAUCAGUUCUUCAGCCGAACAGGCAUGCAUCCCAUGCAGACGGCGGAAAAGCCAUCGCUCCACAGAUAUCCAUCUCUCCUCGCACAGCAAACUCUUUCCACUUGCCGAAUGACCCCUCCGUCCCCAUCAUCAUGGUGGGUCCGGGAACUGGCGUAGCGCCCUUCAUUGGUUUCCUGCAGCAUAGAGAGAAACUCCAAGAACAGCAUCCAGACGGACACUAUGGGGCGAUGUGGUUGUUUUUUGGCUGUAGACAUCAGGAGAGGGAUUACUUAUUCAGAGAAGAGCUCAGACAUUUCCAUAAGCAUGGAAUCCUAACUCACCUGAAGGUUUCCUUCUCAAGAGACUCUCCUGCCAGGGAGGAGCAAGCCCCAGUGAAGUAUGUGCAGGACAACAUCCAGCUUCACAGCAAGCAGGUGGCAAGGCUCCUCCUUCACGAGAAUGGUUACAUUUACGUGUGUGGAGAUGCUAAGAAUAUGGCCAGGGAUGUAAAUGAUACCCUUGUGGAAAUAAUAAGCAAAGAGAUUGGAGUUGAUAAACUGGAAGCAAUGAAAACUUUGGCUACUUUAAAAGAAGAAAAACGCUAUCUUCAGGAUAUAUGGUCAUAAAAUCAGAAAAUGAAGAGAGUUAAGGUGUUUUUUGGCUGAAAGUACUAAAAGACAACUUCACUGAAGUUUGAGACUUUCAAUUUUUAAAAUUAAAAAAAAAAAUUAACUUUUCUUAGGGAGAGUGAGGAGUGGAUCACUUAAUAGAAUAACUAACUUCCAGUUCAGUUUUCCUUAUCCACCCCUAAUCCUCCUUCCCUCUCCAAACCAGCCUGUGGCCUGUAGGCCCCCUGAGCUGAGGGGCAGCCCUCACUCCUCCCCAGCACCUCCCUCCUGGGGCCACUUCUAAAUCCUGGGGAACUUCAGAGAGACCUGACCAGAUCGCAGGGAGUUGUAUCUGUGCAUGUGGUGGUUUCCCAUUGUGGGAUGUGGGCACCAGAGUCCCCCAGGCAAAUAGUUAAAUCUGGGAACUCAUGUUGCCAGUUUUAUAAAUAAUGUAAAAAUAACUUAUCAUUCUUAUAUGAAAUGUACCAUAAAGAGUAUGUGUUAAAAUGACACAUGUAUAGCAUAUCUGAUUAUGUUUCUAUUACAUUAUCAAAUGUUUAUUUUCAUUCCCAAAACUAUAUUUCUGAUAACAAAUGUUUUAAGGUAAUGCUUAUAGGGAAUUUUUUGUGUGUGAUCCUAGAAAUGUAAAAUAUAUUUUGAAAUUCUA
Molecule: messenger RNA, 2746 nt
Organism: Myotis davidii
Lineage: Eukaryota; Metazoa; Chordata; Mammalia; Chiroptera; Vespertilionidae
Gene: MTRR
Product: 5-methyltetrahydrofolate-homocysteine methyltransferase reductase
Exons: 14
Coding region: 115-2097 (660 amino acids)
Biological process (GO): homocysteine metabolic process
Cellular component (GO): cytosol
Molecular function (GO): flavin adenine dinucleotide binding; [methionine synthase] reductase (NADPH) activity; FMN binding
Source: RefSeq, a predicted model, not a curated record